Molecule: messenger RNA, 670 nt
Organism: Symbiodinium sp. CCMP2592
Lineage: Eukaryota; Dinophyceae; Suessiales; Symbiodiniaceae
Source: the annotation of a GenBank genome assembly
AUGGUCGACAUGCCCUAUGGCCUCUUCAACCCGGCAGCUGAAUCGAAGAGCGGCCUGGGUGGCACCGCAGACAAGCUCCUGUCUUUCGUCGGUGCUGAGAAGCAGAUGAAGGUGAAGUUGCCACUCACCGUGUGGGGCCAGGCCGUGCACGGCAUGUCGGGAACCUGGUCUUUCGAUUCCGGUGGGCUCCAUUCCACGGACUACGUCUACAAGGUGGAGCAGGGCAAGGGUGCCCCAGAUGACUUCUACCUUUGUGACGCUCGAGAUCGACCUCAGCACUGCGCGCUGCUGGGCGGGAACAUGAAACACGCGUGCGCCGCCUGGUACGAUCCGAAGCAGUGUGACUUCUGCGAGGACCUCGGCGAUGAGCUGAAGUGCGAUGUCCGCGGCUGGAACCACAAGGAGAUGAAAUGGGCACGCGUCCCAAUCUAUCCCCGCGAUCUCCUGGGAGAGCUCUAUCGCGGCGAAUGGAAGGACGUGUGGAUGCGGCCGGUCUUCGCAUCUGUGCGACUGAAAAAGGCCGGACUCAUGGGCGAGAUCAAGAAGCUGCCAGACCAGCUGGUGACCACCGGCCCCGGGAGCGAAGCGAUGAACGGGAUUCCUGGCAUUGCACAGCCACCUUUUGCAGGCUUCAGCGCGUUCAUCGCCGUCACCGCUGGCAGCAUGGAAG